AUGGUGAAUUGGAUUCUCGGAGACAAGUUCGACACGGUCUACCCUCACCAAGGGUCGAUCAAGGCUCUGUGGGAAAAGAAGUGGAAAUUCCCUUGCACCAAGUCCAUCUACCCAUUCCAUGAUGGCUCCGUGGAGGAUUUUGAACCCAUCUUCGAAAAGUUGAUCGCCGACAGUGUCAAUGAUGCCAGCACAGAUGCAUACACUGAGGCAUUCCUGCCUACUGCGACAGCCCUAGAGAACCAGGGAGACGAGGCUAAGAAGAAUGGGAACCUCGGGCUCGCAUCAGACCUCUACCGCCGUGCAGCAGUGGUCUUGCGUAUCUCGCGUUUCCCAUACGUCAGCCCGGCCACACGCCCAGAGACAUCCAUCAAGCGUGCUGCCUUCAACCGCCAGAAGAAGGUGUACCUGAAAGCCACGGCUCUAUGGAAGCCAGUCAUGACUGAGGUCAUAAUCCCGCACACCCAUCGUGCUGGCCGUGAUGGCGCUGAGAUCCCGAUGCUCGUUCGCUUGCCCGAGGAGGCCAGCGCCGACAACCGCGUUCCAGUGGUGCUUCUCAUGACUGGCCUUGAUGGCUAUCGCCCUGACAACAGUCAGCGCAGCCACGAGAUCAUCAGCCGUGGAUGGGCGACGGUCAUCGUCGAGAUCCCCGGUACUGCGGACUCGCCUGCGGACCCGGCGGACCCGGAAUCGCCUGACAGACUCUGGUCAAGCGUUCUGGACUGGAUGGCCCAGAGACCUGAGUUUGACAUGUCUCGGGUUGCAGCCUGGGGUCUCAGUGCUGGUGGCUUCUAUGCCAUUCGCGCGUCCUGUGUCCACCGCAAUCGUCUUCUUGGAGCUGUGGCCCAUGGCCCUGGAUCGCAUUAUGUUUUCAGCCCUGAAUGGUUGUCCAAGGCCAAUGACCAUGAGUAUCCAUUUGAGCUUACUACUGCCAUGGCCGAGAAGUACGGCUAUGACAAUGUUGACGACUUUGUGCAAAAUGCCCAAAAGAAAUUCUCACUGAUUGAGACUGGUAUUGUCCAACAGGAUAACUGUCGUUUGCUUUUGCUGAACGGCGUUGACGAUGGCGUCGUCCCGAUCGAAGACUCGAUGGUCCUGCUUAACCACGGAGGCCCCAAGGAGGGACGGUUCUUCGAGAAUAGGGUGCACAUGGGCUAUCCGGACACCCUGCCAGUGGCUUACAAGUGGCUGGAGAGUGUUCUGUCUCCCAAUAUGCCGCAAGUCAAGAACUGA
Messenger RNA from Penicillium salamii, 1230 nucleotides. NCBI's taxonomy places the organism in Eukaryota, Fungi, Ascomycota, Eurotiomycetes, Eurotiales, Aspergillaceae. The record is from the annotation of a GenBank genome assembly.